Molecule: messenger RNA, 819 nt
Organism: Aspergillus alliaceus
Lineage: Eukaryota; Fungi; Ascomycota; Eurotiomycetes; Eurotiales; Aspergillaceae
Exons: 5
Coding region: 1-819 (272 amino acids)
Cellular component (GO): cytoplasm
Molecular function (GO): 2-oxoglutarate-dependent dioxygenase activity
Source: RefSeq, a predicted model, not a curated record
AUGUCUAGCAGAGAUCGGCAAUUUUUGCGCAUAGUCCAGGAUGUUAGGCCUACAUCGAACGUACUAUCGGGGAACCCUCGAUUCCUGGAGGAUUUCCGGGACAUCACCCGAGUGCUGGGCAGGGAAUACUUUGAUAUCGAUCUAACCCAGGUUCUAGAAGCGCCAAAUGCAGAUGAUCUGCUACUCGAUUUGGCAAUCACCAUUUCUCGCCGCGGGUUGGUCGUUUUCCGAAAUCAGAAGAACUUAACUCCUGCCCAGCAAAAGUACUUUACCAACCAUCUCGGUCAACUCACUGGCAAUCCCGACACCUCGGGCGUGCAUGUCCACCCAAUAAACCACACCGUGCAUAAGGCGGGCGAAAAGCCCGACCUAGAAAUGUCCACGAUUGCGCGAAACCCCAACCAUAUGCUCUCGAAACAGACGGGUGUAACGGGCGGAAAGAAGCAACUGAAGAAGCAGAGCGUGGCGGGCGGCUGGCAUUCAGACAUUGCCUUUGAGCGUGUCACUUCGGACUACACCACCCUUAUCAACAGAGUCCAACCAUCCACCGACGGUGACACUAUCUUUGCGAGCGCGUACGAGGUCUACGACCGCAUCGGCCUGUCCAUGCGCGCCUUUCUCGAAACCCUAACCGGCACAUUCUCGCCCGUGGGAUGCAAUCCUAACCCGGAGCACACGCACCUACACCAGGUAGCACGUGGAUACCCACUGAACGGCUUAAUCUGUGAAGAAGCAACUCCAAACCAAGCUGUUGGUUCAACUCGUGUACUUGUGGUUUAUGAUUCGUGUAUGCAUCUUGUCUCUCGCGGUCGAGGCUGA